Molecule: messenger RNA, 1047 nt
Organism: Rubroshorea leprosula
Lineage: Eukaryota; Viridiplantae; Streptophyta; Magnoliopsida; Malvales; Dipterocarpaceae
Source: the annotation of a GenBank genome assembly
GAUUCUGCUCUUCUUCUUCUCGCUGCAGCCCCCAAAAUCCCCCCUUCCAAGCCGCCGGCACCAGCUUUGAAAAAUUGGUGAGAAAGCUUCGAAUUUCUCCUUCCUUUCUUGUUCUAGAACCUGAUUUGGAACCCAGAAAUUCUCCCCCCCCUUGCUGGAAAUCCGGAUCUGCUCUGUUCUUCCUUCCUCACCGCCGGCUGCUCCUGCUUGUGGGGGGCGAAUUGCUUGGGUUUUGGGUAAGAAACAGCUACCAAUCCCUCUGUUCUUGCUUGAAUUAACUUGGGUUAACCUUAAUUGCUCUUGUUCCUCCAAUUUUUGGGAAACCCGUGAGUUCCCUGCAGAUUUGCCACCGGCUUCUUCUUCCCCCUGCAGCUCCGGUUUUGCUUGCUGGAUUCUAGUUCUUGAUCGUUCUGUCAGUUAGUGCGUGAAUUGAGUGCUCGGUUUUAUGCGAGUGAGGUAAGUAAAUUAUGGUAACGCCCUUUGAUUUUAAAAGCAUGUUUUGUUUUGUUUUUGAAGUGGUGGCGGGACUAAACCCGUUUUACACAAGUAUGACUGAUUUGAAAUUUAUGUUAAAUAGUCAGUUUCAUAAUGUCAAAAGCCUUGAUGAAGAAGAUAGUGUUAAUCUUAGAUCUUCACCUAUGGUUGUAUUCCGUCCCAAUUUCAUGCCCAUUUUAGAAGAAACUUGCAGAGACAUCAAAAGGCUCAAACAAAUUGGGAGGUACUUUGUUGCUGAAGUUGUUGAUGAGGCAAUUACUGCCAUGAUUAAUGUUGGAGAAAGUGCACUAGAAAAAGAUGAGAUGACAGAUGGGAUGAAGUUGGUGCAACUUCUCAUUUCUUGUGUCAAAGCAUGGCAUGCCGUGACAAAUCCCAAGAAUCAGCCAUGUUAUCAGAGCUUCAUGCCAAUGCUCUGGUUUUUGGCUUUGCUUUUAAGAGGUGGCAUUAUGUUUUGUCUAAGGCAACCGAUGGUCUAGCUAUGAUUCAAGCUCUUAGUGCUAUCUUGAUUGUGGGACCAAUGAAUGCUUCUUGCAAUAAAAAAGAGGAAGCUCU